UUGGCAUUUACAUGGUUGGGUUUUUCGUGAUAUAUAUAGAACCAGAAACAAACUUUCAUCUUUCUGAUUUUAGGGUUAGGGUUUAUAUCGUGCAGCAGCUACAACCAACGCAGCAACCAUGGUUCUCAAAACUGAACUCUGCCGAUUCAGUGGUGCAAAGAUCUACCCAGGAAGAGGCAUCAGAUUUAUUCGCAGUGAUUCUCAGGUUUUCCUGUUUGUGAACUCGAAAUGCAAACGGUAUUUCCACAACCGUUUGAAGCCUUCAAAGCUCACCUGGACUGCAAUGUACAGAAAACAGCACAAGAAGGACAUUGCUCAAGAAGCAGUGAAGAAGAGACGCCGUGCAACCAAGAAGCCAUACUCCAGGUCCAUUGUUGGUGCUACCCUGGAAGUUAUUCAGAAGAAAAGAGCUGAAAAGCCUGAAGUUAGAGAUGCAGCCAGGGAAGCUGCUCUGCGUGAAAUUAAAGAGAGGAUUAAAAAAACAAAGGAUGAGAAGAAAGCCAAGAAAGCAGAAGUUGCAUCUAAGGCACAGAAAUCCGGCAAAGGGAAUGUUCAGAAGGGUGGUUUGCCCAAGGGUCCUAAAAUUGGUGGUGGUGGCGGGAAACGCUGAGUGUUCCAGUUUUGGCUUUUGAAACUUCUGUACUGAUAUAAUUUAUUUGCUUGAUUAGCCUUUUAUAUUACUGUAUUAUCACACUUGUGUUUGGAGCUUUAGACAGUACCUGGUUACUGAAUGCAUUUUGCUAGUUAUGUUAUAUUUUUUUGCGCUAA
Molecule: messenger RNA, 768 nt
Organism: Trifolium pratense (red clover)
Lineage: Eukaryota; Viridiplantae; Streptophyta; Magnoliopsida; Fabales; Fabaceae
Product: 60S ribosomal protein L24-like
Exons: 5
Coding region: 119-610 (163 amino acids)
Biological process (GO): cytoplasmic translation
Cellular component (GO): cytosolic large ribosomal subunit
Molecular function (GO): mRNA binding; structural constituent of ribosome
Source: RefSeq, a predicted model, not a curated record